Bursaphelenchus okinawaensis is the source of this 1326-nucleotide messenger RNA. The record is from the annotation of a GenBank genome assembly. Lineage: Eukaryota; Metazoa; Nematoda; Chromadorea; Rhabditida; Aphelenchoididae.
AUGACAUUAAGGGUAAGUAUAUUUAAUAAUUUAGGUUUGAAUGUUUAGGUUGUUUGUCAAGACUGUUAUACUUUAGGUUAUUGGCCUUUCUUACGAGAUUUCGGAUUCGCGCCAAAAAUUAGUGGACAAGCUGAAGGAGAUUGAGGAACCUACACCCUUUGAAGCUUUCAACUACCUUUACAGUUACACAGGAUUGUUCACUGGGCCGUACUACUCGUAUAGAACAUACGUUGAUGCACAUGUUUUGCAAUUUCAUGCACAAGCACCUCACGUUUUGGACUUGGUAAAGGACAAAUUGAUGACGUUGAGAUGGUCCGUGCCUUUGUUGAUUUUAAUGAACAUUAUUGCGCCAGUUAAAAUACUACAGUCGGAAGAUUCAGGCGACUACAAUAUUGUUGUGUUGUUUUUACUGUCGGCGUUGGCAUUUGUUUUUCUGCGAAUGCGAAUUUAUUCGGCUUGGGCGGUUGCCGAAACGAUCUGUAUCAUCUCUGGGAUUGGUGUUUAUGAUCAUUCUUAUCAUUCUAAGCCAGGCAUUGGACCUACUAAGGAACCAGAAGUUGGCGAAACUGCGCAUGGUUUUGAUGCAAGCACGAUUGACAACUUAGAUAUUCCUCAUGUUGAACAUUCAGAUGGCUUCAGGAGUGGAAUGAGAGCAUGGAACCGAACCGUACAAUUUUGGUUGGCUCAUUUUGUUUAUAAAAGGUCUUCAAAGAAAAUUAGGUAGUUUUUUCAUGAUUAUUUUAAUCUUUUUAUUGUUAACGUAUUUAAAAAAUUUUUUUUUGGUUUGUUAUAUUAAAUUUGUUGUUACUGAUGACAACAAUAAUUUUUAGAAUGCCUUGGACGAUGUUUAUUAGCGCAUUUUGGCACGGUGUUCACCCUGGUUAUUUCUUAUCCUUUUUGACAGUUCCACUAUGUACGGCAGCUGAAGAUGUGAUGUUUAAACGGUUUCCAGUUAAUGACGGUAAAAGGAAUCCAACAUUCGACUUUGUGUAAGUUUAUUUGGUAGUUGAGCUUUCACAAUUUUAUUCAUGUUUUUGAUAAUUUUUUACACAUUUGGUGUUGGGGAAGGGAUAAUGUUCAGUUUAAUGAAUGUCAAAAAUUAUGGUAUUCCACAUUAUAUUUAACAACGAAUAUUAUAGAUGGCGUUUUAUUAGAACCAGAGGUUUUGAAAUGAUGGCAUGUGGAUUUCUCUUACUCACGUGGACCGAUACUAUUAGAUUAUGGAGAAACCAGUACUUUUGGCUGCACUUUUUGAUGGUUGGAAUUUUGGUAUUUGAUAAGAUUUAUCCAAAGGCUGCUCAAAAUACAUUCAAGAAAGAUGACUAA